This is a messenger RNA of Salvelinus sp. IW2-2015, 1138 nucleotides long. The record is from RefSeq and is a predicted model, not a curated record. NCBI's taxonomy places the organism in Eukaryota, Metazoa, Chordata, Actinopteri, Salmoniformes, Salmonidae.
AUGAACGUCCUGACUGACGUGCAUCAGAUGUACCUUUCAGAUCCAACUGCUGCUGCACUGAAAGGAGCCAUCCAGCUGGGCAUUGGGUACGCUGUGGGGAACCUGACAUCCAAGCCUGACAGAGAUGUGCUCAUGCAGGAUUUCUACAUGGUGGAGAGUGUCUUUCUACCCAGUGAGAGGAGCAACAUGACCCCAGCGCACCACUUCCCAGACUUCCGCCUCAAAACCUACGCCCCUCUCGCCUUCCGCUACUUUAGGGAGCUCUUUGGCAUCAAAGCAGAUGACUACCUGUACUCCAUCUGUAAUGAGCCUCUGAUCGAGCUGUCCAACCCCGGGGCCAGCAGUUCCUGGUUCUACCUGACCAGCGACGAUGAGUUCAUCAUUAAGACAGUGCAGCAUAAAGAGGCUGAGUUCCUGCAGAAACUCCUUCCUGGUUACUACAUGAAUCUGAAUCAGAACCCGAGGACACUGCUACCUACAUUCUACGGCCUGUACUGCAUCCAGAGUGCCGGGGUCAACAUCCGCCUGGUGGUGAUGAACAACGUGUUGCCCAGGGCCCUCCAGAUGCACUACAAAUACGACCUGAAGUGCUCCACCUACAAACGCCACGCCUCGUGCAGGGAACGCGCCAAGUUCUCACCCACCUUCAAAGACCUGGACUUCCAGGAGAUGCUUGAGGGCCUGCACUUUGAUGGCGACACGUACAGUGCAUUAAUGAAGACACUGCAGAGGGACUGCAGGGUGAGGCCACUCGCAGUAGAUUCACUUACUUAUUGAUAUUGCAUAUUCAAAACAUGAAGGCUAGUCAAAUGUGUGUUGUUAGAGGGACAUUUUAGUUCCUUCAGUAGCAUUUGGUUGGAUAUUUCUCAUUGAACUUUGAACCCACAUUGGCAAUAAUGUUACAUAAGGAUGACUGGCCUCUUCUACAUCACCUUGAGCCCUUCUGAAUGACUGCAUUAUUACUCAACAGAGGAACUGGACAGAGGCAGAAUAACAAUCACCCAACACAACGUGGUAGGUAGGCAGCAGCACAGUAAGGUAACUCAGGCAUUGUUAAGGCCUUUGUUUAGAGGAGUUAUAGUGUCACAUCAGUGAUGGUCAGAAGCAAUGUUCCCUCUAAGCUGUGCACGAGAUUGAA